This is a messenger RNA of Vanessa atalanta (red admiral), 5862 nucleotides long. RefSeq names its product ATP-dependent helicase brm (gene brm). Gene Ontology annotation, molecular function: histone binding; ATP-dependent chromatin remodeler activity; DNA binding. Gene Ontology annotation, cellular component: nucleus. Gene Ontology annotation, biological process: positive regulation of transcription by RNA polymerase II. Lineage: Eukaryota; Metazoa; Arthropoda; Insecta; Lepidoptera; Nymphalidae. Bases 293 to 5332 code for a protein of 1679 amino acids. The transcript is spliced from 29 exons. The record is from RefSeq and is a predicted model, not a curated record.
UCGCGUUAUAUUUCACGUUUUGUCGUUUUCUAAUAGCUGCGGCUUUUAAAAUAUAUCAGUGAAUAGGUUUUUGCUUCCAGAUAUAACAUUGUUUUGUAUUACAUAGUAUGUGGUAUUUACUGCAUUGAUUUUUAAAUUAUACGAAGUAUUUAAACAAUGUAGAAUUGUGUUAUAAAUAUCAAUUACAGUAUUGACAUACGCGCUACGUUCCGCCAUGAAGCAAUUGUGAUUGUGUACUGUGUUAGUGUCUAAAUAUUUUUGAUAUGCUGUAAGACCAGUAUACGGAUUUAAAAUGGCAAGUCCAUCUCCGCAAAGUAGCCCUAUGCCUCCACCACAGGCGCCUAGCCCAAUGGGACCGCCGACACAAAGUCCGGCACCGCCACAAUCACCUCAUAGUCCUUACAACCAACAACAUGUGAAUGGUCCACCUCCAUCACAUCCUUCGGGUUCUGGACAACCACCCAUGCAAAAUCACAUGCCACCGUCGGGUCCACCUCAUACAAUUGCGUCUAAUACUAACGGUCCACCUGGUGUACCACAACAACAUCCAGGAAUGCCACCUAGUGGUCAUCAAAUGCCACCUCAUAUGGUUGGUCCACACAUGCCUGGACCACCUGGACAUCCUAUGGGUGCUGCUGGUUCUCAUCCACCUGGCCCAAAUGGUCACAGUAAUAUUCCAAAUAAUCCUCAGCAUUCAAAUAUGCCAGGACAAGGGCCUCCUCAUGGAUAUAUGCAACAUCAAAUUGGACACAUGCCAAACCAAGGUCCAAUGGCUUUGACAGGCGGUCCACCACCUGGUAACGGGCCACAGGGCCCACCAGGCCAACCAGGAGUGCCACUCCCACUUGGCGGUCCUCCACCCCACGGUGUGCAUGGGCAAGGAAUGCCUCCUAUGCCACCACAUCAUGGAAUGAUGUCAUCACAAGGAGGUUACUCUCAUGCAGCUCCAUCCCCUAGUGGCGCUCCGACUCCUCCCGGUGGUCCUCCAUCUAGCCAACCGCCUUCUGGAGCACCACCACAACCCCCUGCCGCACAAACCCCUCCCCAUGGCUCAGUACCACCACCGUCUACUUCCUCGGCAAAUGGGGCGCCUUCUUCGUCUCCGAUGCAGAGCUCCCUCGCUGCGUCUGGACCGGACAAUCUAAAUGCUCUGCAACGAGCUAUCGAUUCAAUGGAAGAGAAAGGUCUACAAGAGGAUCCGAGAUACUCGCAGCUUCUAGCUAUUCGUGCGCGAACAAAUUCACAAGAUCCAAACAAAGGACUAUUUUCUAAUACACAACUGGGCCAGUUAAAAGCUCAAAUAGCAGCUUAUCGAAACCUGGCGCGCAAUCAGCCCAUCGCUCAACAAAUCGCGCUGAUGGCGGCGGGCAAACGCACCGGCGACACGCCGCCCGAGUGCCCCACGCCGCCCGCGCAGCCGCCCUCGCCCUACAGUCAGGGGCAACCACAAGCAGGAGGACAAAGCGCAGGAGUCACAGGAGGCAAGGGUGCUGCCGGUGGAGAUGCCGCUCGCGGUGGAGGUGGGGCGCCCCCCACGCCCCUACCAAUGACGGGACAAAUGGCCCCGCCUACUCAACCCACACCGCCUUUGGUGAAUCCGCCAAUGGGAGGCGCGCCUGCAUUGCGAGGCCCCGCGCCGCCCCGCGGGCCCGGCCCCGGAGCUCCCACGGGACCACCAACUCAGCAGCCUGGUGUUCCGACUCCAGGAGCAAAGCAAAAUCGUAUUACCUCUAUCCCCAAACCAGUCGGGAUCGAUCCAUUACAAAUUUUAAAUGAGAGAGAAAACAGAAUCGCAGCACGAAUCGCUCAUCGUAUUGAAGUCCUCUCCAACUUGCCGGCGAAUAUAUCAGACGACCUCCGCUUGCAGGCACAAAUAGAGCUGCGGGCUCUCCGUGUUCUUAAUUUUCAAAAGCAACUACGAGCCGAGAUUCUUGGACAAGUACGUCGUGAUACAACUUUAGAGACGGCUGUAAAUAUUAAAGCCUACAAGCGCACGAAGAGACAAGGAUUACGUGAAGCACGUGCCACAGAGAAACUCGAGAAGCAACAAAAGUUGGAAGCAGAAAGGAAGCGCAGACAGAAACACCAGGAAUUCCUGCAAACUGUAUUGCAACAUGCUAAGGACUUCAAAGAGUAUCAUCGCAACAAUGUCGCUAAGUUGUCUCGUAUGAAUAAAGCCAUCAUGAACUACCACGCUAAUGCUGAGCGAGAACAGAAAAAAGAACAAGAGCGCAUAGAAAAGGAACGUAUGCGACGCUUGAUGGCGGAAGACGAGGAGGGAUACAGAAAGCUUAUUGAUCAGAAGAAAGACAAGCGGCUGGCAUUCCUUUUGUCACAGACUGAUGAGUACAUUGCCAGUCUAACGGAGAUGGUCAAACAACAUAAGCAGGAGCAACGUAAAAAACAACAGGAAGAGGAACGUCGAAAAAGGAAAUCUCGCAAGAAGAAGGUUCUUGAAGGGGGUGAAAUAGACGCAAUGGACGACAGCUCACAAACAUCAGACUCUCGUGUUAGUGUUAUGGAUCCCAAGACUGGUGAAGUGCUGAAAGGCGAAGAGGCUCCGCUGUUAUCUCAACUUAAGGACUGGAUGGAUACUCAUCCUGGGUGGGAAGUUUUAUCUGAUUCUGACGAUUCUGGCGACGACAGUCAAGAUGAUGAAAGGAGAGAAAGAAGGGAGAGGCACCACCAUGAGAAGAGUGACAAAGAAAAGACAGACGAAGAGAGAGCUCGUGAUAUGAUCAAGAAAGCUAAAGUUGAAGACGAUGAGUAUAAGACUGAAGAACAAACUUAUUACAGCAUCGCUCAUACCGUGCACGAAUCUGUCACCGAACAAGCCAGCAUCUUGGUUAAUGGAAAUCUAAAAGAAUACCAGAUUAAGGGCUUAGAGUGGCUGGUAUCUCUUUUUAACAACAAUCUUAAUGGAAUUUUGGCUGACGAGAUGGGUCUUGGCAAAACCAUCCAGACAAUUGCUCUAGUAACCUAUCUAAUGGAGAAGAAGAAAGUUAAUGGGCCAUUCCUAAUUAUUGUCCCUCUCAGUACACUAUCUAAUUGGGUGCUAGAAUUCGAGAAGUGGGCACCCACUGUGCAAGUAGUCUCAUACAAGGGCUCCCCGCAGUCGCGUCGUCUUGUGCAGACGCAAAUGCGCUCCACCAAAUUCAACGUGCUGCUCACCACUUACGAAUACGUCAUCAAAGAUAAGGGCGUUCUGGCCAAGGUGCAAUGGAAAUACAUGAUUAUCGACGAGGGUCACCGCAUGAAGAACCAUCACUGCAAGCUGACACAAGUGCUCAACACGCACUACGUGGCACCGCACCGCCUGCUGCUGACGGGAACGCCGCUACAGAACAAGCUGCCGGAGUUGUGGGCAUUGCUUAACUUCUUACUGCCCUCCAUAUUCAAGAGCUGCUCCACCUUCGAGCAGUGGUUCAACGCUCCUUUUGCGACUACCGGAGAAAAGGUGGAACUGAAUGAGGAAGAAACGAUCCUUAUUAUUCGUCGUCUACACAAAGUUCUACGUCCAUUCUUAUUACGGCGACUUAAAAAGGAAGUGGAGAGUCAGUUGCCCGACAAAGUGGAAUACAUCAUUAAGUGCGACAUGAGUGGUUUGCAACGCGUACUUUACAAACACAUGCAGUCGAAGGGUGUGCUGCUAACAGACGGUUCAGAGAAGGGCAAUAAAGGCAAAGGCGGAGCAAAGGCGCUUAUGAACACCAUUGUGCAGCUUCGCAAGCUCUGCAAUCACCCCUUCAUGUUCCAACACAUUGAAGAAAAGUUCUGUGACCACAUUGGUACCGGUGGAGGAGUCGUUUCAGGACCGGACCUAUAUCGAGCAUCUGGAAAAUUUGAACUUCUGGAUCGCAUUUUGCCCAAAUUGAAAAGAACUGGACACAGAGUACUAGUGUUCUGUCAAAUGACGCAGUGUAUGACCAUCAUUGAAGACUAUCUCUCAUGGAGGGCUUUCCAGUACUUGAGACUGGACGGUAUGACGAAGGCUGAGGACCGUGGUGAGCUGCUGAAGAAGUUCAACGACGUUGGCUCGGACUAUUUCAUCUUUUUGUUGUCAACGCGCGCGGGCGGUCUUGGUCUUAACCUGCAGAGCGCAGAUACUGUCAUAAUUUUCGAUUCCGACUGGAAUCCGCACCAGGAUCUUCAAGCUCAAGAUCGUGCGCAUCGUAUCGGACAACGCAAUGAAGUUCGUGUUUUGCGUUUAAUGACUGUAAAUUCAGUGGAAGAAAGAAUUUUAGCUGCAGCCAGGUACAAACUAAAUAUGGACGAAAAAGUUAUUCAAGCUGGUAUGUUUGACCAGAAAUCUACUGGUUCAGAGCGGCAACAGUUCUUGCAAAGCAUUUUACAUCAAGAUGGAGAUGAUGAGGAGGAAGAAAAUGAAGUUCCCGAUGAUGAUUUAAUCAAUGAGAUGAUAGCUCGUUCCGAGGAGGAGCUGGAGAUCUUCAAGCAAAUCGACAUCGAACGCAAGAAAGUCGAGACGCGAACCCGACUCAUCGAUGAGUCGGAGUUGCCCGACUGGCUCGUUAAGAAUGACGACGAGGUUGUGUGCAACAAGGGCCAAGGAUGGAACUACUUGGACGAGGACGAGACAUUGGGGCGUGGGUCCCGGCAACGUAAAGAAGUUGAUUACACGGACUCGCUCACUGAGAAGGAGUGGCUGAAAGCUAUCGAUGAGGAGUUUGAAGAAGAGGAGGAGGAAGACGAUGAUGAUGAAGUGCUUGACAAGAAACGAAAGAGAGGACGAAAGCGACGUCGCCAAGAUGAUUCUGACGAAGAUGAAGUGCCGUGCUCUUCAAAAAAGAAAAGCAAAACGGAAUUAAAUCAACUCAAAAAGAGAUUGAAAAACAUUAUGAAGAAAGUAAUUGACUAUUCUGAUGAAAAUGGUAGAGUUUUAUCAGAGCCUUUUAUGAAACUACCUUCUCGGCGAGAACUACCUGACUAUUACGAUGUAAUUAAGAAACCAUUAGAUAUCAAGAAGAUUAUGAAUAGGAUUGAAGAUGGAAAAUAUACUGAUAUUUCGGAUUUGGAACGUGAUUUCUUUACGUUAUGUGCAAAUGCUCAAACUUAUAAUGAAGAAGCAUCUCUAAUUUAUGAAGAUUCAGUACGCCUACGUAAUGUUUUUAUAGAAAUUAGACGGCGCUACGAGAGCGGACAGAAUUCUGAAGAUUCUGAUGAUAAUGAUAAAGAAGAUGAAGAUUCAGAUGGGGAAUCAAAUCGUUCGGUGAAAAUGAAAAUCAAAUUAAAAAAUAAGAGUAAGAACACACCAUCAAGAAAGCGAAAACAACGCAAAUAUAUCUCGGACGAUGAAGAUUAUGAGGAAGAUUAGAUCUUACAUAUAUUGAACACAAAACUUUUUUGAACAAUUGAAUAUUAGAUGUAAAACUGUUGCACCAGUUUUAAUAUUACCUUAACAGUAUCCAAUUUUAAAUAUUUAUGUAUAACAUCAAAGUUAAAUAACUAAAUGCUUAUUUAUUAGUAAUUCAACUUAAAAUUCAAGAAUUACUUUAUUGUAAGACAAUAUAUACCUUAGCACAUCGCUAAAGAACGAGAUUAUAUAUAAGAAUUAACCAGAAAAAAAAAACGUGAAUGUGGUUAUAAGACUUUUUAUCUAGCUAUUUUUAAAGCAUAAAUGUUUUAAUUAAACAUCUUUUGGAAAUACUUUUACUAAAAAUGUCUAAAUAUUACACAUAUACAUAAUAUAUAAAUCUUUUCAUUUUAAUAGACAACUGUAAGAGUGAAUAUUUAAAAAAAAUAGAAUGAGCUGUAUCUCUAAACAUUUGAAAAAAAUUAUGCCCUUAAAAAAGAAGAAUUAUAAGCUUAAAUGAUAAAUUGGUUUUUAAGGAUAUUUCUUAUGUU